Messenger RNA from Knipowitschia caucasica, 411 nucleotides. The record is from the annotation of a GenBank genome assembly. NCBI's taxonomy places the organism in Eukaryota, Metazoa, Chordata, Actinopteri, Gobiiformes, Gobiidae.
AUGGAACUGCAGCUGUGCGUGUCACCCAAGAGUCCGACCAAAACCAGGCCUCGUCGCACCGGGUCCAGGUCCAGGACUGCAGAAGCCUGUCUGGAAUCAGGGCUCAGAGGGUUCUUGUUAAAGCUGGGAGGAAGUCAGGAUUAUUCUGGACCUAACGACUGCGACGAGCUCCAGGAUGGAUCGGGACCUCGACGAGCACACGGCCUCAGAGCAAAGAGUCGAUAUGUGGAGGUUUGGGCCGAGGGCAUCAGGACUCCAGGAGACACCAUCAGCUCGUUGCCAUGGAAGCGAGGGUUCUCCAAGGGGCUUCUUCUUGCGAGCUCGUUCAGACGUUUGGGCGAGGAUGGCGAGCAGCAGAGGACGGUGGCGUGGGGGACAGUGGGGGCAGUGUUGGGGGGGGGUUGGGCUUAG